This is a messenger RNA of Epinephelus moara (kelp grouper), 1582 nucleotides long. Its product is annotated as complement C1q-like protein 2. Lineage: Eukaryota; Metazoa; Chordata; Actinopteri; Perciformes; Serranidae. Bases 45 to 797 code for a protein of 250 amino acids. Gene Ontology annotation, molecular function: protein binding. The transcript is spliced from 4 exons. The record is from RefSeq and is a predicted model, not a curated record.
GACAGAAACUACAGAGUAGAAGUGUACAGACUGCCACUUUGAGAAUGGAGAUGACACUGUGUUUUCCACUGUUGCUGCUGAUCUGCUCUCUCUCCACGGCUCAGCAUCAGACAGAGUCUGACAAUGAAAUGAUUCCACGUGGAAAGCAAGCUGAAUCCCAGGGAAGAGAAGCAACAAAUGUCUCUGACCGCCAACAAACCUGCACUCAAGACAUCCAUGCUGUGCUGAGAGAGAUGAGCGCCUUGUUGGCUGAACAGAGGGUGGAGAUGAGGCACUUACAGAGAGAGAAUGAAGCACAAACAGCUAAGCUGAAAGAACUGGAGCUACAGAAGACUGAGGUGGAGAGGCAGAAGACUGAGCUGGAGAGGCUGAAGCAACAACUUCAAGUCAAACAGGUGGCUUUCUCAGCCUCUCUGUUGGCUUCAGGUUCAGGACAUGUUGGACCAUUUAACACACACACUCCUCUGGUCUUCAGACAUGUCAUCACAAACACUGGAAAUGCCUACAACCCAAACACAGGUUUUUUCGUUGCACCAGUGAGAGGAGCCUACCACUUUGAGUUCUACAUAGGUGCAAUUGGACAUGCUUCACAUGCUUCAGGUGCAUACUUGGUCAAGAAUGGAGGACAUAUUUUUAGUACAUGGUCGCAUCAGCAAUCCGGUUAUGGCAGCUCUGCUAAUGGUGCCACGCUGCUUCUAGAGGUCGGAGAUGUUGUGUCUUUACGUCAGUGGGCGAACACAAGAAUAUAUGGAAAUCGCUACAGCACCUUCAGUGGUCAUCUGCUUUUCACCAUGUGAAACAGUCCUUUCUGUAGCUACAUGAUAGCUGUGCACACACUGCAGCAGUUUAUCAGUACAUGUUGAUAAUGAUUAUGUGAAUAUUUAAUGUUAUAAAAAAUACAUAUGUUUUGGAGCCACGCUUUCAGCAGUUUCAAAGUAAAUAAUAUUAUAAUCUUAAUCUCUUACAUUUGAGUAAAACUGCCAGACGCACUACCCAAACAUAUAAACUGUGCUUUGUAUGCAAAAUGAUUAAUUAUUAAACUCAGCAAUUAAAUGUGAUUGAAACUGGCUAUGUGGUACUCAUUAAUAAGAUUAUGGUGACCAUAUUAUUUGAAACAUACUGUACAGUUCCUGUAUUUUGAUCUCUGCCUCCAUCACUAUAAUGUUCCUGUAAUAUUUCUUUCUGCCUCUUCAUUCAAAUAUUAAACUGCUGUUGUUCUGGUCCACGCCAAGGUUUCCUGUGUAGAGUAAAAUGUUCUUGAAGGUAACACUCAGGUUGUGAUUAUUUGAUCUUUAACUCUACCUCUGUGAUCUUUAUAGAGUGUAAUACUUAAUGUAAUAUUUACAAUGGGUAUAUGGCAAAUAAAGAGUACAAGUAUUGUGAUCUCGUUCAGAGUCGUGUUUCUGGCCACCUGGUACAAUAUUCACUAUCUUUUAGUUGCUUUUUGAUCUCUACCAACUCCUGAGGGAAAUAUCUGACUCUGUAGCUCAUAAAUGCUUCACUGUGUUCGCCAUCUCUGUCUGUCUGUUGUUUUGUGGGGAAGAGGGGACAUGACAUGGGCUCGCUCACAUGUGGCUUGGAG